Messenger RNA from Drosophila miranda, 777 nucleotides. RefSeq names its product 40S ribosomal protein S19b (gene RpS19b). The record is from RefSeq and is a predicted model, not a curated record. Gene Ontology annotation, molecular function: structural constituent of ribosome; RNA binding. Gene Ontology annotation, cellular component: cytosolic small ribosomal subunit; ribosome. The transcript is spliced from 3 exons. Gene Ontology annotation, biological process: ribosomal small subunit assembly; translation. NCBI's taxonomy places the organism in Eukaryota, Metazoa, Arthropoda, Insecta, Diptera, Drosophilidae.
UCUAUACCCUAUGUUAUUUAAUAUACCUUUGCAAAUGGAAUUUAAUAGAUUUAAAUUGAUGAAAUAUACCAGUAUAUACAGAUAUACCUUAAAUAUUCAGAAGAGUAUAUUAUACUCGAUACACUUUCGUGUGACCGAAUGCAGUAGAGUUGAGAUGGGCACACUUUUGUCUUGAAAUCCCGCGGCCAUCAUUGCGAAACGUCCAUUUUGUCGAAGGCGAAAACUUUUUGUGCCUCAUAGAAAAAGAAAAUAUUCUGCAAAAUGCCGGGUGUUACUGUUAAAGAUGUGGACCAGCACGUUCUAACCAAAGUGCUGUCCGCUUUCCUAAAAUAAUCUGGAAAGAUUACUGGGCCUGAAAAAGCUGAUUAUAUUAAGACGGGCAAGUUUAAUGAAACAGCACCGACUGAACAGGACUGGUUCUAUACUCGCUGUGCCUCUAUAAUGCGGCACCUGUACUUUCGUAGUCCGGCUGGAGUGGCCGCCUUCACCAAGGUGUACAGUGGACGCAAGCGCAAUGGAGUGCAACCAUUAAAGUAUUGCCGCUCAUCGGAUGGCUGCAUCCGUAUGGCUUUUCACGCCCUCGAAGCGGCACGCAUGAUCCAGAAGCAUCCCGAGGGGGGUCGCAAGCUUACUCCUGCUGGACAGCGUGACAUGGACCGCUUGGCCAACCAGAUUGUGGUCAAGCAACGUAAAGUCGAGACCAAGCCAGUUAUCUGUAUUGGCGACGAUUUUCUAGGAUGUGCAGAUAUAUAAAAUGAUUAGCUACUUUAUUUUCUA